Melopsittacus undulatus (budgerigar) is the source of this 7979-nucleotide messenger RNA. It is a transcript of the gene CACNA1B, whose product is annotated as calcium voltage-gated channel subunit alpha1 B. The record is from RefSeq and is a predicted model, not a curated record. Gene Ontology annotation, molecular function: high voltage-gated calcium channel activity; calcium ion binding. Gene Ontology annotation, biological process: chemical synaptic transmission; calcium ion import across plasma membrane. Lineage: Eukaryota; Metazoa; Chordata; Aves; Psittaciformes; Psittaculidae. Gene Ontology annotation, cellular component: neuronal cell body; membrane; voltage-gated calcium channel complex.
AUGGCUCGGUUCGGGGAUGAUCUGCCAACCCGCUAUGGAGGCGGAGGGCCGGCCGGGGCUGGAAGAGGGAGCAGCCGGCAAGGUGGCCCCCAAGCCGGCCAAAGGAUGUAUAAGCAGACGAUGGCUCAGAGGGCCAGGACUAUGGCUCUCUACAACCCCAUCCCUGUCAAACAGAACUGCUUCACAGUCAACAGAUCCCUCUUCAUCUUCAGUGAAGAUAAUGUUAUACGGAAAUAUGCCAAGAGAAUAACAGAAUGGCCUCCAUUUGAAUACAUGAUUUUAGCUACAAUCAUAGCCAACUGUAUUGUGCUGGCUCUGGAACAACAUUUGCCGGAUGGAGACAAGACACCUAUGUCAGAGAGAUUGGAUGACACUGAGCCGUACUUUAUUGGAAUAUUUUGCUUUGAAGCGGGGAUAAAAAUCAUCGCUCUGGGGUUUGUUUUUCAUAAAGGCUCUUACCUCCGAAACGGUUGGAACGUGAUGGAUUUUGUUGUGGUCCUCACAGGGAUUCUCGCAACUGCUGGGACUGACUUUGACCUGCGGACCCUGCGAGCCGUCCGAGUGUUGCGACCCCUGAAGCUCGUGUCAGGAAUCCCAAGCUUGCAGGUUGUCCUCAAGUCCAUCAUGAAGGCGAUGGUGCCCUUGCUUCAGAUUGGGCUGCUCCUCUUCUUUGCCAUCGUGAUGUUUGCCAUCAUCGGGCUGGAGUUUUACAUGGGGAAGUUCCAUAAAACCUGCUUCUCUAAUGAGACGGGUGAUGAGGUGGGAGAUUUCCCUUGUGGAGAGGAGCCUCCUGCCAGGCAGUGUGAGAGUGGGACCACCUGCAGGGAGUACUGGCAAGGACCCAACUACGGCAUCACCAACUUCGACAAUAUCCUCUUUGCUGUGCUCACCGUCUUCCAGUGCAUCACCAUGGAGGGGUGGACUGACAUCCUCUACAACACAAACGAUGCUGCAGGAAAUACCUGGAACUGGCUUUACUUCAUCCCUCUCAUCAUCAUUGGCUCUUUCUUCAUGCUCAACUUGGUGCUGGGCGUCUUAUCAGGUGAAUUUGCCAAAGAACGAGAGAGGGUAGAAAAUCGCCGGGCUUUCCUGAAACUCCGCAGGCAGCAGCAAAUUGAAAGGGAACUAAAUGGAUACUUGGAGUGGAUCUUCAAAGCAGAGGAGGUAAUGCUGGCAGAGGAAGACAGGAAUGCAGAAGAGAAAUCUCCUCUGGACGUGUUGAAAAGAGCUGCAAUAAAGAAGAGCAAAAACGACCUGAUUCAUGCUGAAGAAGGUGAGGACCAUUUCACAGACAUUUGCUCCGUUGGGUCUCCUUUCGCCCGUGCCAGUUUGAAGAGUGGGAAGAACGAGAGCUCAUCCUACUUCAGGAGGAAAGAGAAGAUGUUCCGGUUCUUCAUCCGGCGCAUGGUGAAAGCUCAGAGCUUCUACUGGAUCGUCCUGUGCGUGGUCGCCCUCAACACACUCUGCGUUGCGAUGGUGCACUAUGACCAGCCAGAGAAGCUCACCACUGCGCUGUAUUUUGCAGAGUUUGUUUUUCUGGGUCUGUUCCUUACUGAGAUGUCUUUGAAGAUGUAUGGGCUGGGGCCAAGGAACUACUUCCAUUCUUCAUUCAACUGCUUUGACUUUGGGGUGAUCGUGGGAAGCAUAUUUGAAGUCAUCUGGGCUGCAGUGAAACCAGGUACCUCAUUUGGCAUCAGUGUCCUGAGAGCGCUUCGACUGCUGAGGAUAUUCAAAGUAACAAAGUACUGGAAUUCCCUGAGGAAUCUGGUGGUCUCCUUGCUGAACUCCAUGAAGUCCAUCAUCAGUUUGCUUUUCCUGCUCUUCCUCUUCAUUGUGGUGUUUGCUUUGCUGGGGAUGCAGCUCUUUGGAGGACAAUUCAAUUUCCAAGAUGAAACACCAACCACGAAUUUUGAUACCUUCCCUGCUGCCAUCCUCACAGUAUUCCAGAUCCUGACAGGGGAAGACUGGAAUGCUGUGAUGUACCAUGGGAUAGAGUCACAGGGCGGCGUUCGCUCGGGGAUGUUCUCCUCCAUUUACUUCAUCGUCCUGACGUUGUUUGGUAACUAUACACUCCUGAACGUCUUCUUGGCUAUUGCUGUGGACAAUCUGGCAAAUGCCCAAGAGCUGACCAAGGAUGAGGAGGAGAUGGAGGAAGCCACCAAUCAAAAGCUCGCCCUGCAAAAGGCCAAGGAGGUGGCAGAAGUCAGCCCCAUGUCUGCAGCCAACAUCUCCAUAGCUGCCAAGCAGCAGAAUUCCUCCAAAUCCAAGUCUGUUUGGGAGCAGAGGACCAGCCAGAUCCGGAUGCACAAUUUCCGAGCCAGCUGCGAGGCGCUGUACAAUGAGCUGGAUCCAGAGGAGCGGGUGCGUUACGCCACCACCCUUCACAUCCGCCCGGACAUGAAGACUCAUUUGGAUCGACCACUGGUAGUAGAGCCGAGGAGCGAAGGGAGGAACAACAUCAGCAAGCUGAGUCCUGUGGAUGUGCAGGAGGUGGAGCAGACCAAAAUCAGCUCCGGUGAUGGGGCAGAAGCUCCACGAAAGCACCAUCGACAUCGGGAUAAGGACAAACUGGGAGAGCAAGAGAAGGGUGAUGUGACCAAGGAUGAGAAUGGGGAACCUGGUGUCAACAAUAAGGAGGAGAGGCACAGGCAGCACCGGAGCCGCAGCAAGGAGGUGGAAGGGGGAAGUAAGGAAGGGAAAAGUGAUCGGAACAGGUGUCAGGAAGGGGGAAAGAGGCACCAUCGGCGGGGCUCAGUGGAUGAAGGUGGUGAGAAGGAACACCGCAGGCACCGGCCUCACCGGCACUCUGCUGACCGGCAAGGCAAGGAAGGCAAUGGGACAAUCAACGGGGCCAGGAGCGAGCGGCGUUCCCGACAUCGGGGAGGGUCGAGGUCUGGGAACCGGGAAGGGGAGCCUGGGUCCAAGGGCGAGAAUGGAGAAGAGCCUCACAGACGGCACAGGUUCAGGAGCAGGGCACUGUCAACCUACGAUUCGGUGGAGAAGGAGACCGGGGAGAAGGAGGGGGAGGCUGGCGAGAAGGAGCACCGGAAUCAUCAGCCCAAGGAGAAUAAGUGUGAGAUUGAGGCUAGUGGAAGUGUGAGUGUCCCUGUGCACACCCUUCCCAGCACCUACCUGCAGAAGGUGCCGGAGCAGCCAGAAGAUGCUGACAACCAGAAGAACGUGACACGUAUGAUUCAGCCACCCAUGGACAAAACCACCACUGUGAACAUCCCUGUCACCAUCACUGCCCCACCGGGGGAAACCACUGUCAUACCAAUGAACAACGUUGAAUUUGAAAGUAAAACAGAGGAGAAGAAAGACGUCGAUGACUUGACAAAAAAUGGGCCUAAACCAAUCUUGCCUUACAGUUCCAUGUUUAUCCUAAGUCCUACAAAUCCGAUUCGGCGCCUUUUCCACUACAUCGUCAACCUGCGCUAUUUCGAGAUGGUCAUCCUCAUAGUUAUAGCCCUCAGCAGCAUUGCCCUGGCUGCAGAAGACCCUGUCCAAGCCGAGUCACCAAGGAAUGAUGCUCUGAAAUACUUGGAUUAUAUAUUUACGGGUGUCUUUACCUUUGAGAUGGUGAUCAAGAUGAUUGACCUGGGGCUGUUACUCCACCCUGGUUCCUACUUCCGUGACCUGUGGAAUAUCCUGGACUUCAUUGUGGUCAGUGGGGCCUUGGUGGCAUUUGCCUUCUCAGGAACCAAAGGCAAGGACAUCAACACAAUCAAGUCACUGCGAGUUCUGCGAGUCCUAAGACCCCUGAAGACCAUUAAACGGCUGCCAAAACUAAAGGCUGUCUUUGACUGCGUGGUGAAUUCCCUGAAGAAUGUCCUCAAUAUCCUCAUCGUUUACAUGCUCUUCAUGUUCAUUUUUGCUGUCAUUGCUGUGCAGCUCUUCAAAGGCAGGUUCUUCUACUGCACUGAUGAGUCAAAGGAGCUGGAGAAGGACUGCAGGGGUCAGUACCUCGAUUAUGAAAAAGAUGAGGUGGAGGCACAGCCCAGGGAAUGGAAAAAAUACGAGUUCCACUACGACAACGUGCUCUGGGCUCUGCUCACACUCUUCACUGUCUCCACAGGAGAAGGGUGGCCAACUGUGCUGAAGCACUCAGUGGAUGCCACCUACGAGGAACAGGGCCCCAGCCCUGGCUACCGAAUGGAAAUGUCUAUCUUUUACGUGGUGUAUUUUGUUGUCUUCCCUUUUUUCUUUGUGAACAUCUUUGUGGCAUUAAUCAUCAUCACCUUCCAAGAGCAAGGAGAUAAAGUGAUGUCAGAGUGCAGCCUUGAGAAAAACGAGAGGGCCUGCAUAGACUUCGCCAUAAGUGCCAAGCCACUGACCCGCUACAUGCCUCAGAACAAGCAAUCUUUUCAAUACAAGAUGUGGAAAUUUGUGGUAUCACCUCCCUUUGAGUAUUUUAUCAUGGUCAUGAUUGCACUCAAUACCAUUGUCCUCAUGAUGAAGUUCUAUGAUGCUCCAGAAGCAUACGAAGAAAUGUUGAAAUGCCUGAAUAUUGUGUUUACAUCCAUGUUUUCAAUGGAAUGUGUGCUGAAGAUCAUUGCCUUUGGUGUGCUGAAUUAUUUCCGAGAUGCCUGGAAUGUCUUUGAUUUUGUAACAGUGUUGGGAAGUAUUACUGAUAUUUUAGUAACAGAGAUUGCGGACACGGACAACUUCAUCAACCUCAGCUUCCUGCGGCUCUUCAGGGCAGCCAGGCUUAUCAAGCUCCUCCGGCAGGGUUACACUAUCCGCAUCUUGCUCUGGACAUUUGUGCAGUCAUUUAAGGCCUUGCCUUAUGUGUGUCUCCUCAUUGCAAUGCUCUUCUUCAUCUAUGCCAUCAUUGGCAUGCAGGUAUUUGGGAACAUCGCUCUAGAUGAUGAAACCUCCAUUAAUAGACACAAUAAUUUCCGCACCUUCCUCCAAGCCCUGAUGCUUCUGUUCAGGAGUGCCACGGGGGAAGCCUGGCAUGAGAUCAUGCUGUCGUGCCUGAGCAACAGAGCCUGCGACCCGCUCUCUGGCCUCACCAAAAAUGAAUGUGGCAGUGACUUUGCCUAUUUCUACUUUGUGUCAUUCAUCUUCCUCUGCUCCUUCCUGAUGUUAAACCUGUUUGUGGCUGUGAUCAUGGACAACUUUGAAUACCUGACAAGAGAUUCCUCCAUCCUUGGGCCCCAUCAUUUGGAUGAGUUUGUUCGUGUCUGGGCUGAAUAUGACCCAGCUGCCUGCGGGCGCAUCAGUUACACAGACAUGUAUGAGAUGCUGAGACACAUGUCCCCACCUCUAGGCCUUGGAAAGAAAUGCCCAGCUCGUGUUGCCUAUAAGCGCCUGGUGCGGAUGAACAUGCCGAUCUCACCUGAAGAUUUAACCGUCCACUUCACAUCCACACUGAUGGCCCUGAUCCGCACUGCCCUGGAAAUCAAGCUCGCCUCAGGUGGUGUUAAGCAGCACCAGUGUGAUGCAGAGUUGAGGAAGGAGAUCUCGCUGGUUUGGCCCAACCUGUCCCAGAAGACUCUGGAUUUGCUGGUGCCUCCUCACAAACCUGAUGAGAUGACCGUGGGGAAGGUGUAUGCAGCACUGAUGAUAUUUGACUUCUACAAGCAGAAUAAGAACAGCAGGGAACAAGUCCACCAGCCGCCUGGAGGCCUGUGUCAGCCUGGACCGGUGUCACUCUUCCACCCCCUGAAGGCCACUUUGGAGCAAACCCAACCUGCAGCAUUCAGCAACGCAAAGGCUUUCCUUCGCCAGAAGAGCUCAGCCUCACUCAACAAUGGGGGUGCCUUGCCAGCCCCAGAAGGUGGGAUCAAAGAGUCCAGUUCUUGGGGGACCCAACGCACCCAGGAUGUGUUUUAUGAAACCAGGACACCAGCUUUUGAACGAGGCCACUCAGAAGAAAUCCCCAUUGAACGGGUGGUAGAAAUGAGGGAAAUCAGCCCCACACUUGCCAAUGGAGAGCACCAACCAGGCCUGGAGAGCCAGGGGCGGGCAGCUUCCAUGCCGCGCCUGGCAGCUGAAACUCAGCCCAUCCCGGACACAAGCCCCAUGAAGCGCUCCGUCUCCACGCUGACCCCGCAGCGUCCUCACCCCAUGCACCUCUACGAGUACUCCUUGGAGCGCAUGCCACCGGAGCAAGUACAUCACCACCACCACCACCGCUGCCACAGGCGGAAAGAGAAGAAGCAGAAGUCCUUGGACAGGUCCUCCCAUCAGAUGGCCGAUGGACAAGCUGCUCCUCCCAUGUUGGUGACCCCCAACAAACGUUCUUUCAGUGGCCCAUCUGGGGAGUCUUCUUCCAAGGACAAGAAGCAGGAACGCGGCCGGUCCCAAGAGAGGAAGCAGCACUCUUCAUCCUCCUCUGAAAAGCAGCGCUUCUACUCCUGCGACCGCUACGGCAGCCGGGACCGUUCUCAGCCCAAGUCUGCUGAUCAGAGCAGGCCCACCUCACCCAACGGAGGGCCAGAGCAAGGUCCACACAGACAGGGCAGUGGUUCAGUUAAUGGGAGCCCCUUGCUGUCGACAUCUGGUGCUAGUACCCCAUGCCGGGGUCGGAGGCAGCUCCCACAGACUCCACUCACCCCACGCCCCAGCAUCACUUACAAGACCGCUAACUCCUCGCCCGUGCACUUCACCACUUUCCAACCUGUCCUGCCCACCUUCUCCCCGGGACGCCUGAGCCGUGGCUUGUCCGAGCACAACGCGCUGCUGCGGGGGGACCAGCAGCCGCCGGUGGUGGCCCGCAUCGGCUCUGACCCCUACCUGGGCCACCGCGACGACGCCGACAGCCCCUACCAUGCGGUGCCGGAGGACACGCUCACCUUCGAGGAGGCUGUGGCCACCAACUCGGGACGGUCCUCAAGGACUUCUUAUGUCUCCUCCUUGACUUCCCAAUCUCACCAAAUCCGCAGGGUGCCCAAUGGUUACCAUUACACGCUGGGUCUCAACACGGGCCCCGGGACUGGCACCAGAGGACGUAGCUACUACCACGAAGCCGAUGAGGAUGACUGGUGCUAGCGGCGUGGCGAAACCCUUCAAAGUGUGCGUGUUUAAAAUCGAUGAGUUUUAUCAUCUGGAAGGCUGUGCGCUCCGAUGUGCGCGGCGCCCGGGGCCGGAGGGGGCCCAUGGGGUAGCCCCCAUUGCAAGAACUGCUCUGCCCCAGGUCUAGAGACACUCCUGCAGCCUCUCUCCUCAAGUUUUCUUUAGCUUUUCUUUUUUUUUUUUUGUUUUCUUUUUGUUUUCCACUAGAUACAUGGAGGCAGAAGCUCCCUCCUUAAGGGGAAGGCAGCGUGCGGAGUGCAUCUCUCUCCCCCUGUCGCCUCCCUACUGCCUUGUCUAGUUCAGAGACACGCACCAGAUGCCAAGGCUGUGACACAAGGGAGAAGCCAAGAGAAGAACGGUCCUCACCUUCCACAUCAGAAGAGCAGACAGUCAAUCAUUCCCGAGAUUGGCACUGGUUUUUGUUGGGCUGUUUCUUACUUGAUUUCUCAUUCUAUUUUUGCCCCUGGUGAGGGUGGGAGUCUGGGAGUUGCAAAUGGACACAACACAUGAACAAAGCUCGUAUCAGCGGUUUAUCCCGCUCACCACUAAGGAAGAGAUCUACCCAUGAAACUGGGAGAGGAGAAACACAGACCAGAACAAAGGACAGUCCAGUGGGACUUGAUGUUCAGCCACAGCAAUCCUUGUCGGAGGAGCCAGUGCCACGCUCUAGAGCUGCCUGAGCGUUCUGGCAGCCGGGACUCUGCUCCGACACCGCUGCCGUGUGGAUCUCUUUUACUUCACUCACCACGUUGGGUCCUUCACACUGACACAUGAUAAAGCCACAAGAGAGCUACUUUGUAAGGACUGUUUCCUUGCUGCUGAGACUUCUCUUUCCGUCCCUCUCUCCUGUUGACCGCAACACGCCCUCACUGUUUUGUCUUGUUUACAAUAUAAGCUUGAUUUAGCAAAAAAAAAACAACAAAAAAUCAACUAAAAAAAGACAGAACCCAGACAAAAAA